Puccinia triticina is the source of this 5622-nucleotide messenger RNA. RefSeq lists its product as uncharacterized. The transcript has 6 exons. Bases 1 to 5622 code for a protein of 1873 amino acids. The record is from RefSeq and is a predicted model, not a curated record. Lineage: Eukaryota; Fungi; Basidiomycota; Pucciniomycetes; Pucciniales; Pucciniaceae.
AUGCCCCGUUUGCUCAACCAUCCCCACCGCCUCGGAGGAAUCCAAACAAUCGAACAGCCUCCAACCAGUCCCAGCGCCCGUGGCGGCGACCCUCAAUCAACCAGCAGAGCUCAUCAUCAUCAGCAGCAGGCCAAGAAGCGUAAACUCAGCCAGCCCAAACAAGAACAAGCCGUUCUCCUCCAACCUAGCACUACCACCAGCCGGAAACCCCGCUCGCGGAUACCUUUCCAAUGGAGGCUGCCAUCGUCUUCCUCCCCCGCUACCGGACCUUCUACCGCCAAUCAGUCUGAACAAGUUCUUCCCGAUGAUACCCAGCCCUCCCACUACCCGAACGAUACCCCUCAGAAAGUGUCGCAGAAGAAAUCCUCGAUCUUCCGUAAAUUCUCCAGAUCCCAUUCAAUUUCUUCCAACAUCUCAUCAUCAUCCACUUCUGUUUCGUAUCUGGCAUCCACGACGCCCCAAGCCGCCCUUCGGAAUUUUUCAAACCAUUCUGAUUCAAUUGCCAGCCGAUCUUGCUCGAGUCACUCCGCCGUCCUCAAAUCCCAGAGCUCCGAUGACUCCAUCGGAACCCGGCCUCGACCCACUCGCUCCUCAAGUCCACCUGUCACUAGCAAUAUCAGUUCCUGCUCAUCCUCAUUGAAUCCCUCGGUCAGCUAUGUCACAGAUUCUGAAUUCGAGUCCCUCUCAGAUGACCACGAGGAGGUUCUUUCUGCACACUCUCAUAUCAACAUCCCCGUCGCCCCUCAACCUCUCUCGAACUCGAGCACCCAUGGUAUUGGAUCAACCUCUCAGUCAAGGAUUUCCGAAGCAUCCUGUCCCCCACCUCAAUGCCCGCUGCCCCCAUCCCCGUCGAGUCCAACUCAUGACGUUCGCUCUCAGCCUUUCAGCGAGCUGCCCUUUGCGUGUCCUUCGCCGAACAUGCCUGGUAAUCGUGUUGUCAAUCGGCACAUCCGACCGACUCCGGCCCAAGCGCCCCCACUUCCGCGUUCCCGAACCCCAUCGCUGGUAAUUCGACCCAAGUUUGCCACUAGUCAACACAAUCUCGAUGCUAUUGUCCAGUCCUCCAAGUCCAGCUCCGACGCGCAUGCCCACAACAGCGCGUCCGAUCAUGUUGAUACUCAAGAUCGACCCACGUCUCGACCUAAGAGCGAUCUGAUGCGCGGACUUGGCUGGGGCCGUGCCCCGAUCGACCCUCCACGUCUGAUCUCUCCUUCACCCAGUCUCCUCCACAACCCCUCCUCGUCUGAUGUCUCGAUCAACCGCCCUUUGCAGGAUGCAAUCAUCGCCGACUAUCUCCUCGCACCUCAAAACUCAAACAAAUCACACCAGUUUUCAUCGCCCCAAAAAAACCCCCCACUCAAUCCAAGGAAAACGCUCAAGGACCGAUUCACCCUAGCCAGUACCGCACCUUUGAGGUUAACCAAGACCCAACAUGUCCGCCAUCAAAGUACGGCGUCUGCUACGGGUCGUGCAAUCGCGAGCAGCUUGUUCGGAGCCCUUAGCCCUACAAGCAAUCGACAUACAGUCAUGGACCCGGAGGAUGAGAAGCGCAAGGUCGAAUUCAAGAGGAUGAUAAGCUAUCCAGUCCUCAAUCACGGUACUAGCGGUGACAAUGACGCGUCAAAUGCCCAAGACAAAAACUUUCAGAGCGUGCCAGAUUUGGAUUGCUACAAUCUUAGCAUCGAGGCCGCUAUGCGUUCACUCGAAGGUAUCAAACCCAUCGAGACAGCUUCGAUCACCACGCCACCUGGAUCCAUCAAGUCCAGAUCUAAUGGCCCGGAAGACCGGCCGAUCUCAUGGACUUUUGAAGACAAGCCAGAUUUAUCAGAUGUUGAAGCCAGCUACGAGUUUAGCUUUACGAGUGGAAAAUCGGACGCUUGGACACAAAAGUUGAGAAGACGGGUGUCCGUCAACCGGCUGAUGAUUAAGUCGAAGAGCAAGCCAGCCAGCUCACCCUCGCCUGAUGGUCGCAGUAAAAAUAGCCCGAGCAGUGGAUUACGAACUUAUAAAGCCGCUCAGAAGCAACUAAGGACCAAGGCUAGUGCUCGGUUGAGGCCUUUGAUACGCAAAGUCUCAUCCGUAUCUCACAAGCAACGUGCUCCGAUCGGCUCGUCUGAAGGCAGAAAUGCCUUCGAAGCCCAUGAGCUUGACAGAACUGGCGAAGAGAACGAAGAGGAGGAGUUGCUGGCCUUGAGUCGAACUCCUAUCCGGCGGGCCAACCCAGAACGCUUCAUCAAUUCGAAGCCCGAGAGCCGUCUUCGACAGAUCCGCUCAUCCAUCUCUAGAGGUCAUACUCCCCGUAGCGCCUCUUCGCCGACGGUCAGUCUGACCACGCCACAGCAGUCCAAACCUUUUCCGAGGACAAGCCAAUCGAUCCGAGAGAAGCGGAAGAUCUUCGAGCAACCCGUCAACCCGUCGACCGAUGAUCUUCCUCAUUUUAAUCGUUCGACCAACUCGUCAUUGGCUAUCUCGAUCGCCUCGUCCAGCCACUCUGCAUCCAGAGGCGCCUUGUCAACAAGCUCGGGCGUCGACCGACGUUCCAGUGUCCCAAGUGAGAGGCGGCAAUCCAAACGCAAGCCAACGCCUGCCGAAAUCAAGUUGAGAGACGAGACCCAGAGCGUCAAAGCCUUGGUGGACAAAUUCGAGACCCAACACCACCGCAGUAGCUUAGGCAAAUCGGUCGACUCGGACUCGCAGAAAAAACGGGCUCGGGAUAGCUCGAAAGCGGGACGGAGCAGUGGUACGGGGGUCAUUCGCACCAGUUUACUCAGUCUCUGGAGUGGCGAUCGCAGUAGUUUGGGCAGCAAGAGAGUCGUGUCGCGGAGGGUCAGUAGGCAACUUGUACUUGAUCACAGAAGGAAGGCAAGCGGACGGAGCAGUACCGAAAGUGCGUCCAAGGCCGAAGUAAGACCGCCUCGGAAAUUGAAGAAAAAGCCAAAGAGGACAUUCCGGGAUAACAACAGUAGUUCUUCGUCUUUCGGAUGCGCCUUUGACGAGGAAGAUGAAUACACGUACGAACUGGAAGACCCUCACGUAGACUUGAGUCUUCCGGUCAAACUUCCGGGAUUAUCUGAUUCGAGCAACCGUCAUCUCUCAAUGCUCUUACCAAAAUCUUCUAUGCAACAAAAACGGUCAACCUGGAGCGUUAAUAACAGCUCACCCAGGCCCUCCGCCGAAAAAAGCCAGAAGCGUCGGGACCUUCAAAUCUUCCAAUCACGCUUCACAUCUCAAGAUGCCCCCAAUUGCGAUAGUCCCGAAGCGGCCUACCACGAUGAAGUGGAUCACGAACCCAAGCUGCUAAGUGAACAGCCCUCGAUGGACUGUGUGGGAUUCAAUCAAGAUAGAACCUGCUCGCCUCUGUCUUCUGAACAAGCCCACAAAGCGCAGACAAUUCUUGAACCACAGACGAUCUGGAUGGGUGACGGCUCUCAGAGGCAAAUCUUGGUGGCUGGUGGCUGUUUGCAGGUUGCCAAAAAGAUCCCUUUCCCCAGCUUCGAAGAUGACGUAGAGUUUAACCAGAAUGCAACUCUUGAACAGCCACCCUUGUCCGCUGAACUCUCACCCCCCAAGCCCGUCAGCAAGCCCAUCGACCAGCCAACACACUCAACAAAUCGAAUCAGCACAUUCCUCCGGACUCGGAAAUUUGAUGAUGAGCUAGAGGAUGACGAAGACGAGCAGGUCAGUCCCCACGACUGCUCUACUCGGACCACUAGCUUGAGCCAAAAUCAGGAGCGUGGAAUGUUGUCACCUGUCGGUAUCGCUAGUUUGCAAGAUUCUCCAACUCUCGGGCGCGGUCGUCGGUCUUGGCAAAGACCCAUGUUGCACGGUUGCUCCAAGUCAUCCCGAUCCUCAAGCGCCGGCAGACCGCAUUCGACGCCUGGUUUACUACUGGUUGCACCCUCAGACGUUAGUGAGAAAGAUGACUCAUACUCGAGUUCUUCGGGUGCCGGCACACGAAACUCUCAGGAAAUUCAGCAAAUGUAUCUGGGCGUCCAACGUUGUGAAGGAUUGGGUAACAAGAUGUUUGGCUCCUCAAUUAACAUUCCUCAGCACACUCAGGAAUCUCCCGUCGGUCGUCGCGCCACUUCAGCAAUAAUCUCGAGUAGCACCGCUCGUCUAUUCCCACUCAGUCCCACUGGAAGCUGUCCCAGUCCAAGUUCUCCUCCUAUUCGGGCUCAGUCCCCACCAAGCACUGCCCCUGCGGACGAUAUUGCUGAUGAACUCCAAGCCUCGUCUCCCCCCGCCUUGACGUCGACCAGGUCGUCCUUGCUCAAGUGCGAGAGAGUUGCUCAGUUCGAGGAAGAUGACCUGACCGAAAUGACAGAUGUCCUGGACUGUGGUGAAGAAACUCCCCAGAAUCAUUAUCUCAAAGAUGACGCUCCCACUAAACUUGCGAGUAGCCCGACCUACAACACAUGCAAGCUUUCCAAAGAAGAUGGGGAUGGGGAUGACACUGUUAUUGACACAGUGGCCGACAAAGCCUUGCGCCAAGAAAUCGCUCGGUUGGAACGCGUUAGAGGAAAGUGGUUGAAGCUCUGCCUGGAAGUCGAGGAUGUCUUGAAGAGAAGUCGCGAAAGAUGGCCUGAUCAGGACAGAUCCAUCGAGGUUCUCAAAGACUUUGUCAAUCCUACCACAAGAUCAUCGAUCGACACAUUCUUGGAAAAAUCUCGGCGCCUCUACAAGGAAACAUCGGGACUAAGUUUCGCGGCACACCGGGGAGAUCAGUUCACUUCUGAAAGUGAAGCCCAAGAAUUGACUCCACCCCCCAGGCACCCAUUCGGUCGACAGUCAAUCGUCUCCGCGUCGGCCGGCAACCUUCGUCAAAGGACACGUGGCCGGGAGAGCACCACCAGUCGGCAGUCGUUCCUGACUCCCUCCAAACCCAGAGGCGCUAAAUCACAGGGUUCGAAAGCCUUCCCUCUCCUCAUCACAUUGCCAGUUCCCUCCGCCUUUGUGUCUCCUGAACGCUUCCGCGGAUGUGCAAAGGCACCUCAGUCCGAACAGGGUCCACGGGUUUUGAAGAUCAGCAACAGGUCCCGCUGCCCUGGCCCCCGUCAACCCACCAUCUCUAAUGGUCUGGCAAGUCCAGGUAUCAAGCUAAUGAAUGCUUGCGACCGACGAGGACGGAUGAUGAGCGGGGCCAGUAGCAGCAAUGUUAGCAUCGCUUCCAAUGGAAAAGUGAUUUUGGGCGAGCGAUCAGUCAACCAAUUGGCCGAUCGAACUCUGACCACUGGGGAGAAGAAGCCCACGAACUUCUCCCCCAAACUUUCUGGCAACAACACACCGACGAGCGCCAGAACCGUUGGCAGUCUCGGCAGGGCCAGUCGGCCCUCGACGGGCAAAUGGGGAUCGGAGAACGAGGGCCCUCUCUGGACUAGUGUGAGUGUCAGGGAGACCCGAAAACCGUGGCGCAGGAGCAUCCUCAACCAGGAGAUAUUGCCCCGUGAGCCACGAUUGAGCUUGGCGGACUCCGCUACCGGCUCAGUGGGUUCCGCCGCCGAGGAGGUCGGCGUGCUUGUCGCCGCCGGUGAACAGCCGAGCGAGUUCUCAUCCGGGUUUCAUGUCUCCGGCAGUCUUCGUCUCAAGCACCGUCGCAGACUUCACCAGAUCAGGGCCGAGUGA